This is a messenger RNA of Suncus etruscus (white-toothed pygmy shrew), 1506 nucleotides long. Its product is annotated as splicing factor 1-like. Gene Ontology annotation, molecular function: zinc ion binding; mRNA binding. The record is from RefSeq and is a predicted model, not a curated record. NCBI's taxonomy places the organism in Eukaryota, Metazoa, Chordata, Mammalia, Eulipotyphla, Soricidae. Gene Ontology annotation, cellular component: nucleus. Gene Ontology annotation, biological process: regulation of mRNA splicing, via spliceosome.
CCAGGAAUGCCCACAGUUAUUCCUCCUGGACUCACUCCGGAACAAGAGAGAGCUUAUAUAGUGCAACUGCAGAUAGAAGACCUGACUCGUAAACUGCGCACAGGAGACCUGGGCAUGCCCCCUAACCCUGAGGACAGGUCCCCUUCCCCUGAGCCCAUCUACAAUAGUGAGGGGAAGCGGCUCAACACCCGAGAGUUUCGUACCAGCAAAAAACUCGAGGAGGAGCGGCACAACCUCAUCACGGAAAUGGUUGCACUCAACCCUGACUUCAAGCCGCCUGCAGAUUACAAACCACCAGCAACACGUGUGAGUGAUAAAGUAAUGAUUCCACAAGAUGAAUAUCCAGAAAUCAACUUUGUGGGCUUGCUCAUUGGGCCCAGAGGGAACACCUUGAAGAACAUAGAGAAAGAAUGCAACGCCAAGAUCAUGAUCCGGGGGAAAGGGUCUGUGAAAGAAGGGAAAGUGGGGCGCAAAGAUGGCCAGAUGUUGCCUGGGGAAAAUGAGCCACUUCAUGCUCUGGUUACUGCCAACACCAUGGAGAAUGUGAAGAAAGCGGUAGAACAGAUCAGAAACAUUCUAAAGCAGGGGAUUGAGACCCCUGAGGACCAGAAUGACCUCCGGAAGAUGCACCUUCGGGAGUUAGCUCGCUUGAAUGGGACCCUUUGGGAAGACGAUAACAGGAUCUUAAGACCCUGGCAAAGCUCAGAGACUCGCAGCAUUACCAAUACUACGGUGUGCACCAAGUGCGGAGGGGCCGGCCACAUUGCUUCCGACUGUAAAUUCCAAAGGCCUGGAGACCCCCAAUCAGCUCAGGAUAAAGCACGGAUGGAUAAAGAAUAUUUGUCCCUCAUGGCUGAACUGGGGGAAGCACCUGUCCCAGCAUCUGUGGGCUCUACUUCUGGCCCAGCGACCACACCUCUGGCCAGUGCACCUCGACCUGCUGCUCCCGCCAACAACCCUCCUCCACCGUCUCUCAUGUCUACCACUCAGAGCCGCCCUGCUUGGAUGAAUUCCAGUCCUUCCAACAGUCGACCGUAGGGCAUGCAUGGAGGUGGCCCGGGGGGUCCUGGAGGUGGCCCGCACAGUUUUCCACACCCGUUACUUAGCCUGACAGGUGGGCACGGUGGACACCCCAUGCAGCACAACCCGAAUGGACCACUACCUCCAUGGAUGCAGCCACCUCCGCCACCGAUGAACCAGGACCCCCACCCGCCUGGGCACCAUGGCCCUCCUCCAAUAGAUCAGUACCUGGUUGGGGUCUAUCGCAUCAAGGAAAAGCAGCAGUAUGGCUUCCACUACCCCCUUGCCAUGGCAGCAAAGAUCCCUCCCUGCGGCAGCGAUGGCUUUCCGCGCCCAUUGGUGACCCUUCCAGGCAGACAGCCUCAGCAGCGCCCCUGGUGGACAGGAUGGUUCGGCAAAGCAGCCUGAGUUAUUUUUGUGGACGGAAUCGGAACACGCUGGCUCCAUAUCGUGACAUUUUUAUUAAUUGUUUUCUUUUUUCCUUUG